Molecule: messenger RNA, 1764 nt
Organism: Impatiens glandulifera
Lineage: Eukaryota; Viridiplantae; Streptophyta; Magnoliopsida; Ericales; Balsaminaceae
Product: guanine nucleotide-binding protein alpha-1 subunit-like
Exons: 14
Coding region: 298-1476 (392 amino acids)
Biological process (GO): adenylate cyclase-modulating G protein-coupled receptor signaling pathway
Cellular component (GO): heterotrimeric G-protein complex
Molecular function (GO): G protein-coupled receptor binding; guanyl nucleotide binding; GTPase activity
Source: RefSeq, a predicted model, not a curated record
UCUCUUCUCUUCUCUUCUCCACAGUCAUACACUCUCAGUCUCUCACUCUUAAAACCACUUUACAGAGAGAGGUUAAGGUCUGUGAAUGUGAACCAGAACAGUUUCUUCUGCAUUUCCACUUCCCGAUCACCUCCAUCGCCACCGCAGAUCAUCCGUUUUUCCAGCAGAUCCAAGCGUUGCUUUGUUUCAAUCUGUUAGGUGAGCUUGAAAUUGAACUGCUCCUCCGAGGUCACAAAUAGUUGUCAAAUUGAAGAUUUUUUCUCAUAUGUAGGGCUCUGCCUGCUUCAUUGCUAUUAUAUGUUGUCUACAACAAUAAAAAGUAUGGGUAUAUUUUGUGGUAAACACCAACAUCGCAAGAAAGCAGAUUCACGAGAGAACACUCACACUGCAGAAAUUGAAAGACGGAUUGUGGAAGAGACGAAGGCAGAGAAACAUAUACAAAAACUUCUACUACUUGGUGCUGGAGAGUCUGGGAAAUCAACUAUUUUUAAGCAGAUCAGGCUUUUGUUUCAAACUGGCUUUGACGAUAAAGAGCUAAAAACCUACACUCCUGUCAUUCAUGCCAACGUGUAUCAGACUAUAAAAAUAUUGUAUGAUGGAUCCAAAGAACUAGCUCAAAAUGGAACUGAUUCUUCAAAAUAUGAUGUAUCUGCUGAGAAUAAGACAAUUGGAGAUAAACUAUCUGAUAUUGGUAGUAAGUUGGAUUACCCACGACUAACAAAAGAGCUUGCAGAGGAAAUAGAAACCUUGUGGAAAGAUGUUGCGAUACAGGAGACAUAUUCUCGUGGCAAUGAACUUCAAGUUCCUGAUUGCACGUACUAUUUUAUGCAAAAUGUACAAAGAAUGUCUGCAACAGAUUACGUUCCAACGAAGGAAGACGUUCUCUAUGCUAGGGUUCGUACAACAGGUGUUGUAGAAAUUCAAUUCAGUCCUGUUGGGGACAAUAAAAAAAGUGGGGAAGUAUAUAGGCUUUUUGACGUUGGGGGGCAGAGAAACGAAAGAAGGAAGUGGAUUCAUCUGUUUGAAGGUGUAACGGCUGUUAUAUUCUGCGCUGCCAUCAGCGAGUAUGACCAGACACUAUUUGAAGAUGAAACAAGGAAUAGGAUGAUGGAGACCAAAGAACUAUUUGAAUGGGUUCUUAAGCAGCCAUGUUUCGAGAAAACAUCUUUCAUGUUGUUCUUAAACAAGUUUGACCUGUUUGAGAAGAAGGUUCCCAAUGUGCCACUGAAUGUUUGCGAAUGGUACAAGGAUUAUCAGCCGGUUUCGACUGGGAAACAAGAAGUUGAGCACGCCUACGAAUUCGUGAAAAAGAAAUUUGAGGAGUUGUAUUUCCAGAGCACAGCUCCAGAUCAGGUUGAUCGGUUCUUCAAAAUUUACAGGACAACUGCCCUCGAUCAAAAGCUCGUGAAGAAGACAUUCAAACUGGUUGACGAAACCUUAAGAAGGAGACAUCUAUUCGAAGCAGGAUUAUUGUGAUUUAUGACGAACAACAAACGCUGAUCUGAAGAAAAGAAAGAUGAAGAAAUGAAUAUUGUCAAUAUCCUAAAGUAAGUUUUACUGAAAUUCUUGAUUCAAUAUCCAUUUGUUUAGAUUUUUAUUUGAGUGCUGGAUUCUCCUUUAUUGGUCUGUUAUUCUCGUUUCUGGGAAAGUAAGAUGAAAUUGAAAUACAGAAAUAUUUGUUGUAUUCUUUAACACUCUAGUACUCCUAUUUGGAAAUACUUUCUGGAUUUGAAUUCGGAUUUAGAUGAGAAAUCAUUAUUAAAA